CCCGGGGGCCGUUGAAGCGUGAGUAAGCCACAAGGAGUCACCUUCCUACUUGAUUCUACAAGGACACUCCCCUGAAGUUUCUCUUAUUAUCAGGAUCACACUCUCUGGUCCUUCCCAUUCCUCAAUUUCUUUCCUUCAUUUAUUGCUGCGGCCUCUCGCUCUGUGUGUCUGUUUUUGUUUUCUUUCUAGCAGGUUCCUGAUUGUUUGGGUCUUACCAACCAUAGAACCAUUGUUUACGGAGUACUGUUCCCUCCGCUUCUUUCCCACCCAUAAGCAACGACUUUACCCAACGUUCUUUAUUUCUGGUUCUGUUUACUAUUCAGAGCCAUGUCUCUCAAGGACUUGUACCAGAGGUUCCUGGCAGACCAUCGCCAGUCAACUUCGUCGUUGGCUGCCGACGCCUUGCUGAUUUACAUCCCCACGACAACCAAAGUCGAAGGCAGAGAUGCCGUUCUCAACCACCUCACCAAGCAGCAGAAAAUUGUCAAGACAAAAGCGCAGGACAUUUUAGGUGUCGUUGAAGGCUCUGACUCUCUGUGUCUGGAUGUCGAGACGACGUUGGAGUUUGAUUCUGGCGGCGGGGCCUACCUCCCCCAACUCGACGAUAAUUUCCUGGCCGACCGCAUCGCGACGUUCCCCACGAUCCACAUCGUCCGCUUCAACAACCAGAAUCAGAUCCAGAGUAUUCGCAUCCACUGGGAACAGGCGUCGCUGCUGAAGCAAGUCGAGGUUAUCGGUUCUCGGAGCCGCGGUUGGCCCAUUCGCGAGGCAAAGGAUCAGACGCGCUUGAUUAAAUCCGCGAUCUCAGCGAUACCUGCAGAUGUCGGAUCUGCGCCCCCGCGGUCGAACAACGAAGAGAACUCGAGGCCAGUCACUCCGGGCAAGAGACGCAUCAAAGACCCUUACGCGGCCGAGUCCCUGACCGACCUCCUGUCCCCCGGCAAAGAUGACCGAACCGAGCCUGUUCGUCCCCCGCGCUCCGCUGCGUCCGCGAUGCCCCCGCCGCGCGAUUACGAUGAGCUCUUCGUGAGCCACGGCGAUGAUGAGCCGGAUGUCACUCCCUCCAAGCCAACUAGAGGCCCGAUUGCUCCCAAGACAGGCGCAGGAAAGAACUUCCAGAGUAAUCGCAUCUUUGGAGACGGGGACGAGGAAUCACACCCCCAGAUCGCAUACAAGGCCAACCCGAAACGCUUCGACCACUUUGAAAUCGGAGGGGAUAACGGUGACCUCGAAGUCCACGAGAACCUCCCCAACCGGCCCAAGUCUCGCCACGAGCCCCAAUGGGAACUGAACAACACGUUCGUCCCUGAGAAACCCCGCCGUGCCCUACGCGGCCAGGAAGUCAGCAACCUCCCCUGGGACGACUUCACACCUCAGCCCACCCCACCCCCGAGACACCACAUCGCACAACCCCGCCGUGACGCAGAGACCCAUUUUGAAAUGAAAGACCCCGAAGCACAACCCAAGGGGAACCGCAUCAUCAGCUCCUUCCAGAACAAGGGCCUCCAUCUCUACCGCGACCCGAUUUUUGAUUCCCCAUCCCCACAGAAGGAGCACCAAGCGCCCAACCCUUCGAACCCUAGCAACCGCAAAAACGACUUCGAAAGCCACUGGCAUAUGACCGAUUCUCCGCAGGGUAACAAAAACAACGACGAGAACCACAAGCCUGUUGGUCAGAACCGCACCCAGUCUUCUAAGAACAUGGAGUCUUCGUGGGAUCCAUACCAGUCGCCUCAGAGACCCAGCGUUGCUGGUCCGCGGAAGGGCGGCCGGAAUGCUUACCAACAAAGCUGGGACUUUGGUGAUGAGUGAACACUAAACCCAUACUCUUGAUUGUCUAUGGACCACCAACCGGGAGAGAAUUAUAUGAGCCAUGCAGUUGCCUUCGCCUUCGACACCUCUCACACGAGGACUAACGCUUACGAGACUUAUGUCGCAACUGCACGACUGAGAUUGCACCACUCACAUUUGAUAGCGUGAGAUUUGUGAUUUGCUAGUAUUGUAUUUUGUACUUUGUGUCAUAUGCGAAUACUUUUCAAGUCUAGCUACGAUGUGCCGGUGCGCAGCAUGAGUAUACAUACUACUGUGCACCGGAAGCAAGCUUAUUUGUACUUAGAUGUCUAUGUUUGAUAUUGCUUGUACUGUAUGAUUUAGUUGAAUGAUAACGAGAUCUUUGACUGUAUCAAUGU
This is a messenger RNA of Aspergillus ruber CBS 135680, 2189 nucleotides long. RefSeq lists its product as uncharacterized. NCBI's taxonomy places the organism in Eukaryota, Fungi, Ascomycota, Eurotiomycetes, Eurotiales, Aspergillaceae. The coding region runs from base 328 to 1812 and encodes 494 amino acids. The record is from RefSeq and is a predicted model, not a curated record. The transcript is spliced from 2 exons.